GGCGGGUGUCGGGUCGGCCAUCACUCCUCACUAGCCACCAUGUUGGGAGCUGCUGCGCGCGCCUGCUCCUCUGUCCUUAAGGCGACCAAACCUACCAUCGUCGCCAAAAAUCUUCAAAAUGCAGGCACCAGGACCGUCCCAGCUCUGUACAUCAGCCAUCGUAACUAUGCUGCCAAGGCUGAAGCCGCCACCCAGACUGGAGUGGCCGCCGGCAGGAUUGUGGCAGUAAUUGGUGCCGUAGUUGAUGUCCAGUUUGAUGGAGAGCUGCCACCCAUUUUGAAUGCUCUGGAAGUAGAGAACCGUGUUCCUCGGCUGGUGCUUGAGGUUGCCCAGCAUCUUGGAGAGAACACUGUGCGUACUAUUGCUAUGGAUGGUACCGAAGGUCUUGUCCGUGGUAAUGCCGUGAAGGAUAGCGGCAGCCCAAUUUCCAUUCCUGUUGGGCCUGGAACACUUGGUCGCAUCAUUAACGUGAUUGGUGAGCCAAUUGAUGAACGUGGUCCCAUCCCUACGGAGCAUUUCUCUGCCAUCCAUGCUGAGGCUCCUGACUUCGUUGACAUGUCUGUUGAGCAGGAGAUCCUUGUAACAGGCAUCAAGGUGGUAGACCUGCUGGCCCCAUACUCCAAGGGUGGAAAGAUUGGUCUGUUCGGUGGUGCUGGUGUAGGCAAGACUGUACUCAUCAUGGAACUGAUUAACAACGUUGCCAAGGCUCAUGGUGGUUACUCAGUGUUCGCCGGUGUCGGUGAGCGCACCCGUGAAGGCAAUGAUCUCUACCACGAGAUGAUUGAAUCCGGCGUCAUCUCCCUGAAGGAUGACACCUCCAAGGUAUCUCUGGUGUACGGUCAGAUGAACGAGCCUCCAGGUGCUCGUGCCCGUGUCGCUCUGACUGGCCUCACCGUGGCAGAGUACUUCCGUGAUCAGGAAGGACAGGACGUGCUGCUCUUCAUCGACAACAUUUUCCGUUUCACUCAGGCCGGUUCUGAAGUGUCUGCUCUUCUUGGACGUAUCCCAUCCGCUGUAGGUUACCAGCCUACUCUGGCCACUGACAUGGGUACCAUGCAGGAGCGAAUUACCACCACAAAGAAGGGUUCCAUCACAUCCGUGCAAGCCAUCUAUGUGCCCGCUGAUGACUUGACUGAUCCUGCCCCUGCCACCACUUUUGCUCACUUGGACGCCACCACUGUGUUAUCUCGUGGUAUCGCCGAGUUGGGCAUCUACCCUGCUGUGGAUCCCCUCGAUUCCAUCUCCCGUAUCAUGGACCCCAACAUCAUCGGACACGAGCACUACGAUGUUGCCCGAUCUGUGCAGAAGAUUCUCCAGGAUCACAAGUCACUUCAGGAUAUUAUUGCUAUCUUGGGUAUGGAUGAGUUGUCUGAGGAGGACAAACUUACAGUAGCACGUGCCCGCAAGAUCCAAAAGUUCCUGUCUCAGCCCUUCCAGGUUGCUGAGGUCUUCACUGGUUAUUCUGGCAAGUUUGUCUCUCUGGAGAAGACCAUUGUAAGUUUCAAGGAGAUAUUGGAGGGCAAGUACGACCACCUGCCAGAGGCUGCCUUCUACAUGCAAGGCGAGAUUCAAGACGUGAUCGAGAAGGCCGAGCAGUUGGCAACCCAGGGAAGCUAAGCGUUGUGGCUAGAGAUAUCUUUUUGGUUAAUUUAAUGCUAAGUUAUGUACAGAGUGCUUGUAAACGUUCCAGUAACAGUCGUUACUUAGAAGUACGCUGGGCACAGCUCUGAAAUUAUGGCAAAACAUUUAACAUGGGUAUUCCAAAAAAGGAAUCAAAUGUGUUGUACAGAAUUCCAGUGAGAAUGUAAAUUUAUAUAAAUAAAUGUUAAAACCCC
Homarus americanus (American lobster) is the source of this 1835-nucleotide messenger RNA. RefSeq names its product ATP synthase subunit beta, mitochondrial (gene ATPsynbeta). Gene Ontology annotation, biological process: proton transmembrane transport; proton motive force-driven mitochondrial ATP synthesis. The record is from RefSeq and is a predicted model, not a curated record. The transcript has 7 exons. Lineage: Eukaryota; Metazoa; Arthropoda; Malacostraca; Decapoda; Nephropidae. Bases 40 to 1617 code for a protein of 525 amino acids. Gene Ontology annotation, molecular function: ATP hydrolysis activity; proton-transporting ATP synthase activity, rotational mechanism; ATP binding.